Messenger RNA from Rhipicephalus sanguineus (brown dog tick), 4357 nucleotides. Its product is annotated as NHL repeat-containing protein 2. Gene Ontology annotation, molecular function: protein binding. The coding region runs from base 68 to 2134 and encodes 688 amino acids. The record is from RefSeq and is a predicted model, not a curated record. NCBI's taxonomy places the organism in Eukaryota, Metazoa, Arthropoda, Arachnida, Ixodida, Ixodidae. The transcript has 4 exons.
CGAAACAUCGUGUUCACUUGUUGCUGGUGCACGUUUUGCUACGCGCGGGGUGUGUCCCGCUCGAACCAUGGAACCGUGCGACGGUUACCCAACUUCAUUGCUAAAGCUUCGAAACAGUCAGGAAGAGUUUGAAAAUAAAUUUUAUGCGGCAGAAGAAAGCGAUCGGAAUGCAAUCGUCGCAAGCUACAUCGCCGAAGUGUCAUCUUCCGACGAUCCUUUCAUUGUCACUGAUCUGGGGAUGGAUUUGGAAUGGAUCAACACGUCGCGACCUCUGGUGAGCUCCGACCUGCGUGGCCGAGUUGUCGUGCUGGACUUCUUCACCUUCUGUUGCAUCAACUGCCAGCAUGUACUGCCCACUGUGAAACUCCUCGAGCAAGAGUUCCCCGUCCAGUCUGGACUUCUAGUGGUCGGGGUCCACUCGGCAAAGUUUGACCAUGAGAAGCAGUUGGCCAACGUCAGCAAAGCCCUAAUGCGACUUGGUAUCACUCAUCCAGUUGUAAAUGACGCUCAUAGCUCUAUCUGGAAGUGCCUCAGGAUCAACUGCUGGCCCACGUUAGUUGUCCUUGGACCAUCAGGACAGGCGUUGCUGUUUCUUGUAGGUGAAGGGGCGACUCAGCUUCUGUUACCAUUCUGCAGGGUGGCAAUGGAACAGUUUCACCCAUCCUCUGUUACCUCGUUGCCAUUGGCCCCAGGUGCUCUUCCCACAGGGCCGUUGUGCUUUCCGGCCAAAGUGUUUGCCACUGAGACAAGACUUAUAAUUGCAGACACCGGCCAUCAUCGCAUUGUCAUCACGAAUCACAGUGGUAAGGUGCUUCAGGUGGUUGGAGGAUACGAGCCUGGUUAUCAAGACGGUUCCAUCACUGGUGCUCUGUUCAGUGAACCCAACGGCGUUCACUGGCGGGAUCCUCACUUUAUUCUUGUUGCUGACACUGGGAACCAUGCCAUCCGCGAGGUCGACCUUGAGAAUGGCACAGUGAGCACAUUGGCUGGGACUGGGAAACAGGGCGAGGACACCGAGGGAGGCCGCUUCGGACAAGAGCAGGAACUCAGCUCACCGUGGGAUGUCUGUUUAGUGGACGACGUAAUAUUCAUCGCAAUGGCGGGCUUGCACCAGAUCUGGGCUUUCUUCUUUCGAGAUGCAGUGCUAUUUGGAAAACAGACUUACAGCAAAGGUAUGUGUGCAUGCAUUGCUGGAAGUGGUGCUGAAGGGAACAGAAAUAACAGCUACCCUCUCAGAGCAACAUUUGCCCAGCCAUCGGGACUUUGCUUCCAGCCACCAAGCAUACUCUACAUUGCGGACAGUGAGAGUUCAUCGAUAAGAUUGCUGUCACUGAAGGAUGGUACAGUUAAAAAUGUUGUUGGUGGAGGCCUGGAUCCUACGGACCUGUUCUGCUUUGGGGAUACAGAUGGUGUGGCCUUAAAUGCAAAGCUUCAGCACCCCCUUGGUGUUGCCUGGAGUAGUGUCAAAGGAAGGCUUUACGUGGCCGACAGCUACAACCACAAGGUUAGAGAAGUGGACGUAGAAAAGCGCCUGUGCAAUACCUUUGUUGGAGGUGCAAGUGUCCAAGACUUACCCGGCAUGCAUUCACAGUCAGCGAGGCUCAGUGAGCCAGGAGGUCUGUGUAUCUUUGGAAGCAAGAUGUACGUUGCAGAUACAAAUAACCAUUGCGUUAAGGUCGCCGACCUCGACUCUGGUCGUGUUGAUGUGCUUGCGAUUGUUGCCCCUCAAGCCACUGACUGUGAUGGAGUGAGCGAAGAAAGUGUGAGUGAAGGAAAAUGUGUGUUCAGUGUAAGACUAUCACCUGGUGGUCACCUGUGUCUCAAGUUUGAUCCCCCAGUUGGCCUAGCUGUUGGAGCUCCGAACCGAUGGAAGGUUGAUUCCAGUCAACAAGUAUGGACGCAAACUCCUUUGCCGGCGGGAACACUGGAGCCUGCAAUGCAAGCCACUGCCGACUUGACACUUCAUGAACACUGUGUUGAGCAGGACCUGAACGUUCAAGUAACUCUCCAAGUUUACAUUUGCAAGGGUGAUAUUUGUGCGCCUCGUUCGUGGAGCUUUUGUGUGGCGUUGUCCGUAGACAACGAAGGUCCCAAAAAGCAAGAAGUUUGCUUUUCUAAAGACCUGUAUGCAUAAAAUCAUGAGAAGCAAAAGUCUAUACUUUGUUCCAUACAUAGCAGUCAACGCUGUAAAUGCUACGCAAGAAGUUCGGUCAGCAACAUGUACAACUCCGCACGUCUCAUAGCCACGUUUCGUUGUAAGUGCUCGUGUGAGCAGAGCAAGGUUACGCACAUCAAGCAUGGUCACGCUUCAAAUGAAAAACAAAGACAAUGAAACGCUGAGAAAUAUAGAGCAACAUAUUCACAGCCGUAUAACAGAGUUGUUUAUCUCUAAGCCACAAAAACUUAUAAUUUAUUACUCCGCAUAAAACUGAAAGAAAUCACGUAAUGGGUGCGAAGCAAGAAUGAAUUAUUUCCUGGUGCGAACACCUCUACUGCAAGAAGUCUCGCUAACCUCCACAGCAUUGACUGCUAUGUAUGGAAUGGAAUAUAGAUACCGUGGAAGCAAUAAAGAAAUGAGUCACUGGAAGGUGUUCCUACAGCCUACACUCUACAGCCUACACAGCUUACAGUCACACUUCAUAUAAGCUGCAACAUGGUGCUUGCAGUCAAAGGGGGCCCAAGCCUGCACAGAUACUCCGACAACUGUUAAAUUGGCUUACAAAAUACAAGUACUUGGAACGGCGUUUAGUUCACCAGUUUUUCUUGUUGGUGCUGCUGUUCUAUGUUGGGAUCACCUUGACUGUAGGCAUCAUGUUUCAGUUCUUAUUGAGUGUGGUUGUAUACUACAUUGAUUGCGCGCACAAGCUUUAACUGUAAUGAGUGACAAUUAAAAAACUGAAUUGCAUUCACGAAGCAAAACUUAGCUCCUAUCUUUCACACUUGUGUUCAUUUUUCCACGUGGUCUACAUUGGCUGCCUGCAUUUUCCUUUGAAAUUGCCUAGUUACGCCUGCCUUUUGAAAUCAGCAGUCAGGUUAAUAACACAUCAUGUGUCAUGAAUACUGUUGAAUACAAGAAAGUAUUUUUUCUGUCAUGUCAAUGUAUAAUUUUUCAGAUACCUUUAUUCUGAUAUCCUCUCAUGGAGACAAAUAUCGCAAAAUGUGAGCAUAAUUUUUACACGUUAGAACGCUAAUAUGCAAACUACAUUUUAUGCAUUUUCAAUUUUUAAUGCAACGUGUUGAUGUAAAAAUAGAUAAAACUGCUAUUUCUCAGGGCCUUUAAAAGUUGCACUUUCAGCACUUCUCCAAUAUACAUGAAGCUUUUUUGUGAAACUUAUGCAGUUUGUAAACAUUCGGUUCUAUUGUUGCUUAUUUUUCACACACAGUUAACAGCCUUCGUGUGCACCUUUUUUUACUACUAUUCCAUGCAUUUAUGCCACUUCGGUCAGUGUAUAUCUUGCUCUGUUAUGUUGGUGCGGUUUUGUAUCGCGCUGUACCCUGCCACUGUCACUGCCUUGUUCGUAGGAUCUGUGUAGCUUUAGAAUGAGGCAUUCUUUUAUGGGCUAGGUUAUUGUCAUUUGUUACAUGGCAGAUGUAUUAAAUAUAACUCUCCACAUGGCCAUAAUGUUCACCUGACCAUGAUUUCAUUACGUACCUUUUGUAUAAUGCAAAAGGCUCCUCCUGAGUGACUGCCCAGCUUACACAUGGCGUCAUCUAGCACUCCGAAGCUUCAUUUUUUUAACCCUGAGCCAAGCGCGAGAUUAAAGUGGCCUUGCAUUGAAGCUGUGUCUGUGAUUGUACCUUUAACCGGAUUUUCCUGGUAACAAGAUAUUGUGAUAAUAAAGUUGCAUUUUACAGUGAAAUAAUUGUCCCUGUACCAAGUAUUCGUCAUAAAAGUAUGUACGCAUGCACUCGAAUUGGCACUUGGCAGGCUUGCAAGUGCUCAUGCACAAGGGUUCUUACCUCUCUGCCUUGCCUAGCACGUCACUCAGCGCAGACUUGCUCACGGGCAAAUAAACUGAAUCGAACAGUCGAUGCAGAACAAGCAUUAUAGUGUGAUGCCGCCUAUCGGCACUGCAAGCCGGUGAUAGGAAGAGAAUCGAUGCCUUCUUCACUGGUUAUUGUGUGGUUUUUAAAAUUCCAGUUUACAUGACUGAAGUAACUGCUCAGUGACGUUGCACGGUGUCGCAAGGUAUGAAGCUUUCUGCAUUGUCCAUGGAUAAAAUUGCCAAGAUCGCACAUGUUAUAUUGCAGUCCAUGAUGAAUUUCACAAUACAUGUUGGGCCACUCAAAGUUGUAAGCUAACCUUACUACAUACUCAGACUGUGUAUUUGGUAUCUUCACUUUCAGAAUACGUACU